AUGAGCAAGCUUUGGGAGUUUUUUAUACAAGAUGACGCCGAGAGCUUUCAACGGCUCCUCGCGAGCCCGGAACCGAAAGGGACGCGAUCGGAUGUAAACGCUCGAGAUCACCAUGGUAGGACGCUGCUACACCACGUCGCUUCGUCACCGAAACCUACCGCUAUCAACUUCGCGCGUGCGCUCCUCGAAGCCUACCCUUCGCUCGAUAUUUAUGCACAAGAUUGGGAGAGUGGAUGGACAGCUCUACACAGGGCAUUGUAUGCCGGGAAUGCUUCAGUCGCGCGAGCGUUGAUGAUCCGCGACAAUGAGUCAGAUUUCGCAAGGCUAGGGAACAGCAAAUCCAUCAACCACCAGAGCGGGAGUCUGAUUAAAAUCAAGGACCGCGAAGGUUAUUCUCCGUUCGACGUUUAUGGUGCGACAAUCACUUCUCGCGACAUCAAGCAGAUAAAGUUCCCCGGUGAUUUGGAGAAUGAUACCGCUUCCAACGCUGCGUCAUACAAUGAAGAGGAUGAGGAUGACGGUUCCUUUCUGCGGGUAAUCGCGAGGAGCAUAGGCGCAGACUUCUCAGCGGAUGAGAUCUUCACAUUCGGCAGUAACAAAAAUUUGAAUUUGGGGCUUGGAGAUCAAGAUGAUCGGCAGUUUCCUGAGCGUAUCGCCAUCCAACGCCCUGAUCAUCUUCUUGAUCGCUUUUAUCGUGAAUACCAGGAUCGGAUGGAAUCCUUGGGAAUGGAGGAUCUGAUCAAGACAAACCCGUCUGAUGAGCUACCGACCAUCAUCGCAAACAGGCCUACGAAAUUCCGCAAUGUAGCAAUGUCGAAGCUACAUACUGCUAUCAUGACGGAUGAUCCAGAAGCAAACCUUUUCAUGUGUGGGUUUGGUCCUGGUGGUCGCCUUGGAACCGGCGAUGAAUCCACGAGGUUUGAUUUCGUUUGUAUCGAGGGUGGUGGUCUAGCAGGAAAGGCAGUGGUGUCGGUCGCCUUAGGUCAAGACCAUAGUCUCGCCAUCACUGAUACCGGUGAGAUUUUCAGUUGGGGAAGUAACACAUUUGGUCAACUCGGCUAUAAUCUGCCUCGGACGAGCAAUCGGAAUGAUGUUCCCAUCCAGACCACUCCUCGACAGAUCUUUAAUGCUUUCAAGAGAGAGAGAAUUAUGGGUGCUGCGGCAUCAGCCAUCCACUCAGUGGUUUUCAGUGAUUCUGGCCUCUAUACCUUUGGCAAGAACGAGGGUCAAUUAGGACUCGUCGACUCUGAUGCAAGAUCUCUUGAGGUUCAAAUAACCCCUAGACGCGUGGGAGCCUCUCUGUUUCAAUGCCCCAUCCAGACAGUAUCCGCCAUUGACCGUGCCACGGCCAUCCUUCUGCAAAACCAUGAAGUUUGGGUAUUCUCGCAAUACGGAUACUCAAAGCUCUCGUUCCCACUAGAGGCUAGCUCAAGCUUUAUUCGAGAUAGUUUCAUGGCCACGCGAUAUGACCACUCAGUGAACCAUGUGGUCAAACUUGCUAGUGGAGGCAACACAAUAUGUGCAUUGUCUAGUUCCGGAGAGGUCUUCACCGUCGAGGUUAGCAAGACAGAGAACUUUGAAACAUCAACAUCCACGACGAAUCCGGCCAAAAUUAGGAAUUCAUUAGCCUCCCCUUUGAGGGCGUGGUCCGUGAAAAAGUCGCACAUGGCAGCAAGCGAUGUAGACGUGGGACAAGAUGGAUCUAUCAUCAUCUGCACCACGUCUGGCACAGCCUGGAGAAAGGAGAAAAGAACCAAGCGUAAGGACGGUUCCUCGAAAGACUACAAAUUCGCUCGCAUUCCAGGCCUGUCUCGGGCUGUGGCUGUGCGUAGUAACGCGUUCGGGGCAUAUUCUGUUGCGCAGCGCGAUUGCGAUGUGACUCGAGAUCAGGUACACAUUGGCCGCAGCACUCUUUGGGAUGACCUGUUACCACUUUCACCUUUCCUUACCCCUGGAAUCGAAGAAAUCGACUCAGUCCUUGCAAAUGAUGUGACAGAUGAUCCAGUCCCACUCCCGGCAGGGGCAAUGAUCAAAAGAGCUCUCAUUCUCUCGCCAGAAAUUGAAAGCCAGUUUCUGUCUUUUCAGACUUCGGGCACGAUAUGGCUCACGACCACGGAUUCUGAACAGCGCAUUCCGGCACAUCAAUUUCUUCUCGCGGGUCGCAGCCCUGUCCUCCGAAAGGCGCUCCACGAGUUUCGAGAAUCCUAUUAUUCAUCUGUGCCUGAUCUUCUCGAUAUUGAGUAUGGCAAAGACGGACAGACGCAAAUCCGUUUCCGAGGUGUCGAUUUCCUGACUGUGAUGAAUCUGGUCUUUUUCCUCUAUACCGAUGGGAUUCUCGAUGUGUGGCACCUUGCGAAGACUUCUACCAAGGAUGCAGCUCGUUAUCGCCAGGUACGCAACGAAGUAAUGCGGGUUGGCACACAGCUUGCUUUGCCGACGCUGGAACGCGCAGCCAGAUUGAUGGUCGAACCUCAACGAAGCCUGAAAAAGGACAUGGCACAUGCCAUCAACCAUUCUUCUUUCUUCGAUGAUGCAGAUGUGAUUGUUCAGUUGAAGGGUGGUUUUUUGAAAGUGCACAGUCAAGUGAUCUGUCAACGAUGUCCUUUCUUUGAAGCUCUGUUUCAUGGCCGCUCGGGUGGUAGGUGGCUAGAGUCCCGCCGGUCAUCCGAAAAAGUACAUGUCGACUUGAAACACAUCGAUCGAUCGAUCUUCGAUUUCGUUUUGCGCUACGUCUAUUCCGAUGAGGAUGAACAUUUGUUCGACCAGGUGCGCGUAAAGACAAGCGAUGAUCUAAUUGACCUGUUCCUGGACGUGAUGUAUGUCGCCAAUGAGUUGAUGAUCGACCGAUUAUCACAGAUUUGCCAGAAUAUGAUCGGCCGAUUUGUCAACACGCGGAACAUCUCAUACCUUCUCAACUCGGCUGCCCCUGUUUACAUGACUGAGUUCAAGGAAGCAGCUUUGGAGUACAUCUGCCUUGAUCUGGAGACUAUGCUUGCGAACAAAUAUCUGGAUCUCGACGAUAAUUUACUCGGGGACCUUGACUUGGUGUGUCACGAAAACCAAUUGGCUUGCUUCCCUAUCUCUCGAGGACGCAACUCCGAGGGAUACGUGCUUGAGAAGUACCCGGAGAUUGUCAGCUCGGUCGAGACGGACAAGCAACGUCGCAUCGACGCGAUGGCUCUCCAAACCCGCUUAGACCAUAGAGAAACCGAUGAAAUACGACCACGGCAGACUGCAGGUGACAAAACACCCUCUUCCGCGAGGAAGGGAAAAUCCAGCACGCCCAGAGCCCUUCACAGUUCAGCGGCCAGCCCCAUGCUGAAACCAAGACAAUCCAGCAGUGAUCUGAUGUUCCAAAUGGACGAAGAGGCAGGCUCAACUAGUGACUUGUCCAAGGGUAAAGCCGCUUUGCGUGGCAUGAGCUUGGCUGACAAUUCAUACCCUAACUCGCCCGCUCUUGGAGCAAGCAUACCUGAGUCAAUUGAGGAGAGAAGCUUCCUGGAUGUCCAAAUGUCUUCACCCCGCGACACCCUACUGGCAGAGUCCCCAACCGAGUCAAGGGCUAUCGCGCUUCAUCAAAGGCGUUCUCUGGGAUCACCUCAAGGGUCUUCGGCGCCCUGGGGCUCCCCGGCGUUACCCAGCGGCAAAAAGGAUCUGAAAGAUAUCAUGGGAGAAACUUCGCAAUCUAGAGUUUCCAAUCUGACUUUGGGCAUGUCUAGUCCUCGCGAGAGCAGCAGCAAGUCCACCCAGAAGGUUUCCCAAAGAGAUCGGAAGAAGCUGCAACAACAACAGAUGCAGGAGAUGCUUGUCGCACAGGAAAAGGCCAAAGAAGCAUCCCAGAAUCCGUGGCAAUUGCCCCAACCAGCUACCCCUGGUACUCCCACUAAAGAUCCUCUUCCCGGUCGAAAAGUUGCCAGCCCACCAGCAUCCGAUCAGAAGCCCGCUCAAAGGCCAGCCAUGACCAUGCGCCAGACAGUUGCCGGGACACCUCCUCCAACGAGAUCGAAGCCAGUCGCCACCCCAGUGCAGCCACAAAGCCGGAGUGUUUCAACAAAUAUUCAAACUCCUAUCUCCAAGCCCUCGCCUUCUUCUCACAACUCCCUACCAAAAGCAUCUCCACAGCCCCCGGUUCAUUCUAUCCGACAUAUCCCGCGCCUUGACCCGCAUGCGGCAUCUCGCUCCCCUUCUGCUGGUUCUUUCUCUUUGGCUUCUAUCCUCCACCAGCAGCAAAUAGAAAAGGACGAGAUUCGCGAAGCAGCCAAUGCGAAGCACAAUCUCGACGAAAUCCAAGCCGAGCAAGAGUUCCAGCAGUGGUGGGACCAAGAGAGCAAGCGUAUCCAAGGUCUUUUGGACCCUGAGCCGUCCCAACAAGAGCAGCAAGGGAACCAGCAGCGUGGCAGUGGAAAGAGUGGACGCGGCGGCAAAGGCACUGGUCCCGGCCCUGGCACUCCUAGCAACUCUCGCAAACGUCGGGGUAAUAAGACUUCGGUGCCGGAAGCCAACAGCUCCCAAGGCCAAAGGCAAACACAGCCUACUCCAAAGAAAAACGUGAGUGGUCAUGGAUCCACGCAACCUCGGGAUACACCUGCUGGAAAUCAUACCACCGGAAAGAAUCCUCGUCGUAGUGGGCAACGUGGUAGGGGUAAAGACCGGGGUAAUCAAGCUUGA
Penicillium waksmanii is the source of this 4668-nucleotide messenger RNA. Its product is annotated as BTB domain and ankyrin repeat protein. The coding region runs from base 1 to 4668 and encodes 1555 amino acids. The transcript has a single exon. The record is from RefSeq and is a predicted model, not a curated record. Gene Ontology annotation, molecular function: protein binding. Lineage: Eukaryota; Fungi; Ascomycota; Eurotiomycetes; Eurotiales; Aspergillaceae.